ACACAUAGUCCUGUUUCUUUAAGAUUCUCUUUUGUUAUAAACAAGUAUAUAUUCAUUACCAUUUCUAACUUUCUCAUUUCUCUCCUUUCAUUUCUUGCAACAAAAAGUGUAUCCAUAUAUCUUCAAAAGUUGGUUUUGUUUUCUUUUUUCCCAAGUUUUUGUGCUUUUUAAGGUACAAAAAUUAACUUAGUAAUUGUUUUGGGCCACUCGUGCGUCUGUCAGGAUUGAGUACCGUUGUCGUUGUUGUUUAAUUGUUAGUUUAAGAUAAGAAAAGGAAAAAAAGUGUUUGAAGAUGAAGUUUAUGAAACUUGGAUCCAAACCUGAUGAUUCAUUUCAGACUGAUGGUAACAAUGUCUGGUAUGUGACUUCUGAGUUAGCAACUGAUGCCAUCAUCAAUGUAGGAGAUUCAAAGUUUUAUCUACAUAAGUUCCCCCUUUUAUCCAAAUGUGGUCGGUUACAAAAACUAGUAGGAAGCACAACUGAAGAAAUCGACAUACAUGAAAUCCCGGGUGGUUCUACAGCGUUUGAAAUAUGUGCUAAGUUCUGUUAUGGUAUGACAGUAACCUUGAACGCGUACAAUGUUAUGUCGACAUAUUGUGCUGCUGAUUAUCUUGAAAUGUAUGAAACAAUUGAUAAAGGAAAUCUUGUUUAUAAGAUCAGUGUUUUUCUCAACUCGAGCAUUUUUAGAAGCUGGAAAGAUUCGAUUAUUGUUCUGCAAACCACUAAAUAUAUGAAAUCUUUCUCUGAAGAACCAAAGCUAGUUAACCUUUGUAUAAACUCGAUAGCUGCAAAAGCAUCGGUUGAUGUCUCUAAGGUUGACUGGUCUUAUACUUAUAACCGUAAGAAACUUCCUGAAGAAAUAGAACCUGUAGAAGAGAUUAGAACCCGAAUGGUACCAAAAGAUUGGUGGGUCGAGGACUUAGCUGAGCUAGAAAUAGGUUUGUAUAAACAAGUUCUUGUGAGUAUAAAAAGUAAAGGUUUGGUAUGUAAUGAAGUGAUUGGCGAAGCGUUAAGAGCGUUUGCCUUGAGAAGAUUACCAGGAUUUCACAAGGGUAUUGUUCACAGUGGUGAUGUUGUAAAAGCUAAAUCUGUAGUGGAUAUUAUUGCCUGGUUAUUGCCACAAGAGAAAGGCUGCGUUUCGUGUGAAUUCUUGCUAAAAUUGUUAAAAAUGGCAAUUUUGGUUGAUUCGGGGGAAACUGUGAAAAGGGAGUUGGUUAAAAGGAUUGGUCAGCAGUUAGAGGAGGCUAAUGUGGAAGAUCUUUUGAUUCAAGCUAAAGAAGGUGAUGGUGAGACAGAAAGCAUGAUAUUUGAUGUGAAUAUAGUCAAUCAGAUAGUGAAGGAGUUUAAUGUUCAAGAUCAGAAUGGUGACUUUGAAGAUGAACAUGAGAUUCAAGAAACAGGAAGAACGAAUGGAGGGAUUUUAUCUGAAGCUUCAAAGUUAAUGGUAGCUAAAUUGGUUGAUGCUUAUUUAGCUGAAAUAUCAAAAGAUCCAAAUCUACCUGUUGGGAUGUUUGUAGAUCUCGCAGAGAUGGUGUCGGGUGCCUCUAGAGCUUCUCAUGAUGGUCUCUAUCGAGCCAUUGAUAUGUAUCUCAAGGCACAUCCUGGGAUCAGUAAGAGUGAAAGGAAGAGAAUAUGCAGGCUGAUGGAUUGCAAGAAGCUUUCAGUAGAUGCAUGUAUGCAUGCUGUUCAGAACGAGAGGCUUCCAUUGCGUGUGGUGGUGCAAGUUCUCUUCUUUGAGCAAGCUAGAGCUGCAACCUCUUCCGGUAGCAGCACUCCCGAUCUUCCCAAAUCAAUGAAAGCUCUAACUGUCUCCAAUGGAAGACCUGCAGCGCACCAAGAAGAUGAAUGGGAUGGUGUUGCAACAGCCGAAGAACUAAAGGCGUUGAAGGAUGAGCUAGCAGUGUUAAGAACAAGGCAACAUGGCCCUAAGAGCACUGUAUCAGACAAGGCUUCGGUUCCUAGAGUCAAAGGAUUACUUUCAACUAAGAAACUACUCUCGAAGAUUUGGUCAAGCAAAGGUGGAAUUAGAGAGAAUAGCGGGUCGAGUUCCUCUGAAAGUCUUGGCUCCGCCAAUCCUGAUGAAACCAAGUCAACCCCUUCAAGAAAAGGGAGAUAUUCGGUGUCUUAAGCAUGCAUGGUCAGUAGUAUCAAUAUAGUUUUGAGCAAAAAGAAGAAUAUGAAGUUGUCUCUAGUCUUGAAUACAGGAAAGCACAAGUGUAAUAGUCUUUUCGAAUUCAUUUAGGUAGCUGGGCUUCUUUUGUUAAUUAAAGUAUGUAAUCAAUUAGGCAUAUGGGGUAAUAAGUAAUAACCCUAGAAUUGAUGAUUGAAAUGAAAUCGAAAGUCUAUUUAAGUA
Messenger RNA from Erigeron canadensis, 2353 nucleotides. Its product is annotated as BTB/POZ domain-containing protein NPY2-like. The transcript has 4 exons. Lineage: Eukaryota; Viridiplantae; Streptophyta; Magnoliopsida; Asterales; Asteraceae. The record is from RefSeq and is a predicted model, not a curated record. The coding region runs from base 293 to 2128 and encodes 611 amino acids. Gene Ontology annotation, molecular function: protein binding.